ACACACUAAUUCCCGCUUUGGUAUUUGAUAAUUUGGUCUAAGUUUUAGUAUUGUAAAUCCAUGAGAUUUAGUCCAAAAAUACAUAAAUAAUAUUUAAUUACAAUUAAGUUUGCAUUGGCUCUCGCUAGGAUUCUUCUUUUUGUAGCCUUUCGGUGCUUAAUUUCAACACUUCUCUUUCUCUUUCAUCACUUUCUUUCCUCGUAAUUCUCAGAGUUUUGUUCUUCUUCAGAAUUCGAUUCCACAGUCUCUUCAAAAUGCCGAAAAAAAGCUGCAAUUUCUGAUUCUUUUGUUCCCCAAAUUCCCUUUUCAUUUUUAUUGCGGAUUUCAAUUUCAAGGAAAGCUCUAAUGCUAAUGGCGAUCGAUGUUUGCUCUGAGAUUUCCACUGUAGGAAUCAGUCCCAGAAUCUCAUUUUCACAUGAUCUGAAUCAAACCGAUUUGUUGCCUUCUUCUAAUUGUGAUCGUGAUCGCGAUCGUUUGGAUUUGAGUCUUCUCGAAUCCGAUUUCGAUUUCUGCAUUGGUAACCUUCUUCUCCAAGAUCUUUCCUCCGCCGAUGAACUCUUCUCCAAUGGCAAGAUCCUCCCCAAAUCCAUCCAGCCAAACAGACAACUUCUUAGUAAACCUAAUAAAUCCCAUCGUCUAAUUCCUCCGAUUCCUCCCGAUCCUUCCAGAAACUCAGUCUCCUCCGAGAAGAAGAGCCUUAAAGAGCUUCUAUCCGCCAGUUUCGAUGGCGAUGAGAAACCGCAAUCCAAAUCCUUUUGGCAGUUCAAGCGAAGCAGUAGUCUCAAUUGCGAAAGCUCAAAGAGUAGAGGUUUGAUUCGAUCCUUGCAUUUUCUGUCCAGAAGCAAUUCAACUGGUUCGGUUUUGAAUCCGAAACAGCAAUCGAAUUCGAAGGAUUGUCAAAGACCGAAUUUGCAGAAACAGGGUUCCAGUUCAAGUAGUAGAAGAUCAUCUUCAUCCUCAUCUUCAUCGUCUUUCUCCAACUCCUAUUUUGCAAACACGUGUUCUCAAAAGCCUUCAAUGAGGAAGAAUUUUGGAUGGAACAAUGGGAAUGGAGUUGGAAGUAGUAGUCCUCUUCUCAAUCUCCCUCCACCGUACAUUUCCAAAGUAACUGUGAGUUUUUUUGGAUUCGGAUCUCUGUUCUGUAAUGGUAAAACUAAAAAGAAAAAGAAAUAAUGAAAAGAAAACCCAUCUACAUGAUAUGUUCAUAAAAAAUUUCCAUCUUCGAGUAGUACAGAUUUAGAUCGAUUCUAUGCGUCUGUCUGUUAGUUCUGUUUUUCAAGCAUGUGAUCACUCUCUCCAAAUUGGAACAAUCACAGAAAAUUGCAUUAUAUUAUUUUCAAAGCAACGUGGUGGUAAUUGAAAAAAAUAGUAAAUAUAAAUAUAAGUGGAAAAUGCUAUAUAUCUUUGUUCUAAUUACAAUUAUACCCUCCCAUAAUAAAAAUGAUCCUUUUAAUUUAAAAUUUAUGAAAGUGUUGAAAUAAGUUUAUGGGCAGAUUUGGCUAUACCAUUCAGAUAAUGCCAUUAAAAACUCUAUUUCUAUCUAUUAAUUUACCCAUUUGGGUUUUCAAUUUUAUUUCAUUUUUCUUCCUUCCUCAAUAAUGAUUCUUAUGGGCUGUCCCCUUGUUCUUUCUUCUUUCCAACUUUGAUUGAAGCCUUCUUUUCGUUUUUUCUGCCUCCAUGAUUGUCAUAAUUUCAUGUGGAAUCAUCUCUCUCUCUUGUAAUAAUUGGUUUCAUUUUCAACAGCUUUUUUUUCUUUUCUUUUCUUUUCUUUUCUCUUUGUUCUUAAUUGUUCCAAAAGUGAGUUUGAAAGGGAGGUUAAUUAUAAUGUGUAUUAAUAUUAUGGUCUCCUUUAACUUUAACUUUAUCUUUGUCUUUAUUAUAUGCUUGGAUUAACUUCUAUUGUAUAUAUUUGCAUUACAUGUAAAGGAGUGAUUUAUCUU
This is a messenger RNA of Cucumis sativus (cucumber), 1940 nucleotides long. RefSeq lists its product as uncharacterized. Lineage: Eukaryota; Viridiplantae; Streptophyta; Magnoliopsida; Cucurbitales; Cucurbitaceae. The record is from RefSeq and is a predicted model, not a curated record. The coding region runs from base 346 to 1173 and encodes 275 amino acids. The transcript has a single exon.